Messenger RNA from Pocillopora damicornis (cauliflower coral), 607 nucleotides. RefSeq lists its product as uncharacterized. The record is from RefSeq and is a predicted model, not a curated record. Lineage: Eukaryota; Metazoa; Cnidaria; Anthozoa; Scleractinia; Pocilloporidae.
UACGAUUCAUUUCACUUGCCUUAUCGAAUCAGAGCACUCUGCUGACUCGGCUGACUCGGCUUUAUCCGAUCUUGCUAAAAAAAAUUGAAAGAAAAGGAAAAAAAGUUAUUAUCGGUAGUGACCUCACGAUGAAGUAUGUUUGCGUUAUAUCUUUUAUUUUGUUUGUCGCUCUCUGCAACGGCGUAAAGUUUCCUUUCCAACAGAGGAAUCGAGGUGGCGCUGAUGUCAAAGGAUACGAUGAAGAAGCGAAUGCUAUGAUGGAAUUGACUAUGCCAAAGCCUAUAGCAGAUGAACGAGAAGAAGAGUCACCUGAAGGUGAAAUCGUAGUUGAGGAGACCAUAGCCCCUGUUACUGCUAACCUUCUUGGCUCCGAAUCCAACCCAGCUUGCGACUACUGUCGUGGUAUGUUUGGAGGCUGUUACUGUGAAGAUGUGGAAUGGUGCCGAGGAAUACCAUGUGAAGUUAAGCAGGAGUGUGAUGAAAAAUGUCCCAUAGAGUGAAAAUUUCAAGGCUCAAGGUUGUUUUUUUCUUUCAAAGUAGACAGAUGCAAGUGAAACCAUGACACAAUUUCGUAGUCACCUGAUUUAUUAAACGCACAUUUGGAGAA